This is a messenger RNA of Eurytemora carolleeae, 1290 nucleotides long. RefSeq lists its product as uncharacterized. Bases 142 to 1044 code for a protein of 300 amino acids. The record is from RefSeq and is a predicted model, not a curated record. NCBI's taxonomy places the organism in Eukaryota, Metazoa, Arthropoda, Copepoda, Calanoida, Temoridae. The transcript is spliced from 7 exons.
GCUAUUUAGGGAAAGACGCCUGGAAAAUGUAAGUUCCCAUGUCUUCUUUGCUGGAAAGAAUUCAUACAGCUUGAUGGAGUGGAAGCGCAUCUAGAAACAAAAGAACACAAGGACAGAUGUCGACGAAAGGGAGUGACCAGGAUGUUCUGUACUCCAGAGGAAUAUGCUAAUAUACCAGAGACCCAAAAGAAGAACAUGAGAGAUCGUGAACUUGAAAGAGACAGACAAGAUCGAGAUAGACGACCUUCAAAGCGUCCUAGAGGUCCCAUGAAAGUGAAUUUCAACUAUUAUUACGAGGUUGAUAGUGUGGGAGAGUGUGAUACCUUUGGAGUGAAGUUGCGAAAACUUAGUCCUAGAAGAUCAGGUUCAAAAAAACGAGAUGACCGGUCAAGAUCUUCACUUUCACAGAGCAAAGAUUCUGAUAAAACUAAGAUUGCUGAAGGAACUAUUGCUGUUGCUAGUCUAACCCAGGAGAAUCUUUCCACACUAGAGAACAGUCUGGAAACUACCAACAUAGCCCUGGAGCAAUCUAAUAGGGAGGCAGGAGAAAAUCAACCUUUGGAUAGUACUAAGUCCAACCCAAAUCAACAGAAUACUACCGACAAUGGAUCUAAAGAAGUGUCGAAUGUUCCAGACGGAUUGGAUAUCGCAGAUCAGGCGGACACAGCUCCCAUGGCGGAUGAUAAUGUAGAGGGAGCAGGUUUUGAGACGGAGACAAUUGAGGGUACACAUGAUGUAGAGGAUUUUCAAGACAUAGAGGAAAUAGAGGACGCUGUGGCGGAGACGAUGGAGGGUAUACAUGAUGUAGGAGAUUUUAAAGAUAUAGAGGACGUUGAGGACGUAGAGGAUGUUGAGGACGUUGCGGAUGUUGAGGACGUAGAGGAUGUUGAGGACGUUGAGGCGAAGACAAUGGAGGGUAUACAUGAUGUAGAUGAUUUUAAGGACAUUGAGGACAUAGAAGACGAAGACGUUGAAGAAACUGAUGAUCAAAUUGCCGAUGAUUUUUCCCAAGAGGGGGAAUCUAUGAUUGAGGAAAUGUUGUAAAUUAAAGUUGUAAACAUAAUUCGUGUAAAAAGUUCAGAUUUAAGUAAUGUCCUUGUUCUUGAUACCCAUCUCUAGCCACCACAUCGUCCACCUCAUGUCAUCAUUUAAAUUGAAUUUCCUCAAUAUUUUGGAGCCCGUUAAAAUUGUACUUUAACUGUUAUUUUCAUUGUAAACACAAACUUGGAUCCGGUUUGUUCACGUUUUGAAUUAGCAUUUUCAACAUGUGUAAUACAAUCUUAAAUGUAA